AUGACAGAGGCCUUCGUCCAGGGCAUGCGCCAUGUCUCCAGGAUCGCUGCUUGCGUGCCGCCGCGGACGACAAAACUCGUUGACAGGCUACCAGCUUCCUCCGACCGGAGCUUCUCAUAUCACGUACCUAGACGGAUAUCAAACCUAACAGCCCCGAAAACUAUCGCCAGCCAAUUACGCCAGCCGAGCAAGCUUCCCCUUAGAAUAUGGCCGCUUCGGGUCGAGAUUCCUGCUGGGCAAGGCGCAGAGUCCAGGUCGAGAUCAAGUCCACCUCGGAUGGGAUGCUUCGCUAGAAAAGAUGGACAGAUAUCAGAACUCGGAUUUUCAGGACUUGGGAAGUAUCAAAAAGAUGUCGGAGGCAGCCGGCGUCGAGGAUCACCCCUGAUUCGGUGGCGAGGAUUCCACACUACGCGCCUCGAAAGACAAAAGGCAGAGAGGGAAAAAGAUGGGCAUACAAAACAAGGAACAGCAGAAGAUGCCUCAAGGUCAGACUCCGCAAAGGAGUCUGCCUCGCAGUCUGGCUCAGGACAGCAGCAUUCCUACCAAAGUCGUUUCUACGAUAGACUACACAUGCCGCAGUUUCACCGUCCUACAAAGGAAGAACUUCUGGCUGCGGCCACCGGUUUCUGGUCUCGCCUCAAGGUACAUUUCAAAUGGUUCACAAUAAAGAGCACGAGACCUUUCAAUCUAGAUGAAAUUGUCGGUUUCAUCUCGUGGAUUGCGCUGGGUCAUGUCAUCUGGAUCGUUGUCGGUACUACGACCUUCGUUUCUCUGGCCAUUCUCGCCAUCAAUACCGUCUUUGCACAAGAGACCCUCGCUGGUUGGAUUGGGAAUUAUCUGACCAAAUCCUCUGGCCUUCAAGUCGUUUUCGAAUCAGCCAUUGUGCCCAAAUGGGGUGAUGGUGUCAUCACAUUUAAAAACGUCUUCGUCUCCAGGAGGCCCGGCCGAGCCCAAUCUCGGGUCACCAAAGGAUCUCCUCAAGCAGCAGCACAAGCAUCCUCGGCAGAAGAUCCCGUGCCUCCAGAAGAACAAAAUUAUACACAAUUUGACAUCACAAUCGGGGAGGUCAAUGUCACCCUGUCGUUUAGCAAAUGGUGGAAUUCCAAAGGCCUGCUGCAAAAUGUGGAGGUCAAACACGUGAGAGGAGUUGUCGACCGCACUCACGUUUUUGCAACCGGCGAAGUCAUUGACCCAAAGUCGCUUCGACACGAGCACAAUCCUGGGGAUUUCGAGAUCGAGUCCUUCAAGAUUGAAGAUCUUUUACUGACAAUCCUUCAACCCGAAGGAUUCCGGCCAUUUCCCGUCAGUAUUUAUAACGCCGAUUUGCCUCGGCUGCGGAAGCAGUGGCUGUUUUACGAUUUUCUCUGUGCCAACAGCAUCACGGGCGAGUUCGACAAAUCUCUCUUCACUAUCCAUCCGCGGCAAACACACUCGUAUACUGGCACAACACUUAACGAUCCCGAAGAUCCAUCCAACGAACCUUGGAAGAAACAGUCCCGGAUUCGCAUCGAUGGCAUAAACAUCGACCACAUAAACCGUGGAGUGGUUGGCCCCUUAUCUUGGAUUCAUGAAGGCAAUGUUGAUAUUGUGGCGGACAUUAUGAUUCCGAAUGACGGCGAGGAAUCUGUCAUGAAGGUCGUGACUGAUUUCUAUGAACGAAUGGAAGCCACCCUGACGUCAAAGAAACAUCUGGAGCAGCAACGUUACGGCGAAAUUUCUUCUGAGGAUGAGCCCAUUGCCUCCGGUGGUGUCGUGCUAACAACUCCAAAUUCCCAACCGGUGAGAGAUGAGGACAAGCGCUUCAUCGUAAUGGAUCUCCGAGUUCAUUUGAAUGACGUUCGUGCUGUUGUUCCCCUUUUCACCCGCGAUCUAUCAUAUAUCAACAACGCACUUAUCCGUCCCAUCGUUGCCUAUAUCAAUUCCCGGAGGACGUUCAUUCCGAUCAACUGUCGGGUGGUCAAGCGUCUUUCGGAUUUUGACGGCAGCUGGACCGUAUUCGACUCCGGAUUGAUGGACGAUCUGUCGGCGGAAGUGUACGACGCCUUUGCAAGAGACGUGACAGAUGAGCAGGCACGGUUGAGACGAUUCAAGAAAGUCGGGUUGUGGAGUUUGCAGCUUGCGGUGCAGGCCAUAUUCCUGGUAAGUUCAGUUGGCCUGAUUUUCUCCGCUUGA
Fonsecaea multimorphosa CBS 102226 is the source of this 2172-nucleotide messenger RNA. RefSeq lists its product as uncharacterized. NCBI's taxonomy places the organism in Eukaryota, Fungi, Ascomycota, Eurotiomycetes, Chaetothyriales, Herpotrichiellaceae. Bases 1 to 2172 code for a protein of 723 amino acids. Gene Ontology annotation, cellular component: mitochondrial inner membrane. The transcript has a single exon. The record is from RefSeq and is a predicted model, not a curated record. Gene Ontology annotation, biological process: mitochondrion inheritance.